This is a messenger RNA of Trichoderma virens Gv29-8, 453 nucleotides long. RefSeq lists its product as uncharacterized. The record is from RefSeq and is a predicted model, not a curated record. The transcript has 2 exons. Lineage: Eukaryota; Fungi; Ascomycota; Sordariomycetes; Hypocreales; Hypocreaceae. Bases 1 to 453 code for a protein of 150 amino acids.
AUGGCUCUUGAUCCAGAGAAAGUAAAAAACUUUCAGGAAAGAUAUUUGGGCCUCGACAACAACAUAACCUACAUUAAGGGCCACGCCAUUUCCAACGAGUAUUACAGUUACAAAGAUGCACAAAGGGCUGCUAGUAGUGCAAGGAAGGAUUAUAAAGAUAUUGGGAAUAGUUUGAAGGUGACAAAGCCCUAUGAAGGCCCCGCCCAACUUGUUGGAGGUAAUAUGUACUAUCGCGAUGGACAGGAGAUAAUGGCACCUCUGACCGAAGCCGCUGCUGCCACGGCAAGAGUCGAAGGCAACCGCCGCGAUGCGUUCAAUAACAAUUAUGGAGAUCUCCUACAGGCUAAGGGGCAAUAUCAGAACCAUGUUGAGCAAGCCAAACAAACCCACAACAGUGCAGAUAAGUAUGACAAAUACGAAGAUCAACACGAGAAGUAUCGUGUGCUUCAUUAA